AUGGCAAAUAAUAAAAUGAAGCUCGUUGGUGCUAUUGACCAAGGAACAUCAUCGUCUAGAUUUCUCAUUUUUAAUGCAGAAAAUCUUGAUUUGAUUACAUACUAUCAAGAAACAAUUCAAAUAAUCACACCAAAUCCUGGCUGGGUUGAACAAGAUGCCUAUGAAAUUCUAAAUAAAACAAUUUUAUGCAUUGAAAAAGCAAUUGAACAAUUACAGGAAUUAGGAUAUAAUAAAUCGGAUAUUAAAGUCAUUGGUGUAACAAAUCAACGUGAAACUACAAUUUUAUGGGAUAAAUAUACUGGUAAAGUAUUAUAUAAUGCUCUUGUAUGGUUAGAUGCACGUACACAAGAAACAAUUGAUUUUCUGUUAAAACAAUAUAGUACAGACAAAAAUUGUCUUCAAAAACAAUGUGGCUUACCAAUAUCAACGUAUUUUUCUGCAUUAAAAAUUCGAUGGUUAAUGGAUAAUAAUGAAAAUGUUCGAAAUGCAAUAAAAGAGAAACGAUGUGUCUUUGGAACAGUUGAUAGUUGGUUACUUUAUAAUUUUCUUUCUGAUGGCAAGAAUAUUGUACAUGUAACAGACGUAACUAAUGCUAGCCGAACAAUGUUGAUGAAUAUUCGAAAUCUACAAUGGGAUGCAGAUCUUUGCCACAUUCCGGAACAUAUAUUGCCAGAAAUUAAACCAUCAGCAACAAUUUUCGGUUACAUUAAGAAAGGCGUGCUCAAAGGAAUACCUAUUGGAGCAGUUCUCGGUGAUCAACAAGCAGCACUAGUCGGUCAACAAUGUUGGACAAAAGGAGCAGCAAAGAGCACGUCUAUAUGGUAUACAAUAAUAAUAAAACACAUUCUAAUUCAAUAUUUAUGUUUAGGAACUGGUUGUUUUAUAUUAUAUAAUACUGGUGAAGAAUUAGCUUAUUCAAGAAGUGGUCUUCUAACAACUGUAGCAUAUAAAUGGAAUGAUGAUAAUGCUGUUUAUGCUCUCGAAGGUUCCAUUGCUAUUGCUGGUGAAUGUAUAAAAUGGUUACGUGAUAAUCUUGAAUUAAUUCCAGAUUCAACAAGCAGCGAAACAAUUGCAGCUUGUGUUGAAGAUACUGGUGGUGUUUAUUUUGUUCCAGCAUUUUCUGGUCUGUUUGCACCUUAUUGGCGUUCAGAUGCUCGCGGUCUUAUUAUGGGUAUUACUCAAUAUACAACAAAAGCACAUAUUGUUCGUGCUGCUCUUGAAGGUGUUGGUUAUCAAACACGUGAAAUCGUUGAUGCUAUGUAUGAUGAUAGUGGUGUACGUCUUUCAAAAUUAAAAGUUGAUGGUGGUAUGGCAAAUAAUAAAUUAUUUCUUCAAAUGCUUGCCAAUAUUGUUGGUAUUAAUGUAACUAUACCUAAUUUAUUUGAAACAACAGCAUUAGGUGUUGCACUUGCUGCUGGCAAAGCCAAAGGUAUUGAUUUAUUUAAAUUAGAACAAGACAAUGAAUUCGAAACAAAAGCGCAUACAUAUAACCCACAUAUACAAGGAAAAAAACGUGAAGAAAAUUUCUCUGCUUGGAAAAAAGCUGUUGUGAAAAGUUUUGAAUCUGUAAUAAUACCAGAAAAUACCAAACAUAAAUAUCAUCUGUCAUCAACAGCUAUCGGAUGGAUGACUUUAACAAGUUUCUGUGGUAUUCUAUUGUAUAUGAUCAUUCGUAAUCAUUAA
This is a messenger RNA of Rotaria sp. Silwood1, 1683 nucleotides long. NCBI's taxonomy places the organism in Eukaryota, Metazoa, Rotifera, Eurotatoria, Philodinida, Philodinidae. The record is from the annotation of a GenBank genome assembly.